This is a messenger RNA of Protomyces lactucae-debilis, 342 nucleotides long. RefSeq names its product HSP20-like chaperone. The annotation marks the transcript as partial. NCBI's taxonomy places the organism in Eukaryota, Fungi, Ascomycota, Taphrinomycetes, Taphrinales, Protomycetaceae. Gene Ontology annotation, biological process: protein folding; response to heat; protein complex oligomerization. The record is from RefSeq and is a predicted model, not a curated record. The transcript has a single exon.
CAAGGCGCCACCAUCAUUCCCGAUCUCGACAUUUAUGAAUCCACCACACACAUCCUCGUGGAUGUCGUCUUGCCUGGUGUCAGUAAGGAAGCUGUCAAUGUCGAAUACGAUCAAAAGACCAACCGCAUCUUGAUCUCUGGAGAAGUGGCUGCACCCAAGCACAGCGGCGAGGAGGUCAAGCUCGUGCGUCAGGAACGACCGAUCGGCAAGUUUGAGCGCGUGGUGGGUCUCAACACGCAGCAGAUUGUGCCAGAGAAGAUCCAGGCUUCCUUUGAUGCUGGUGUCUUGUCGUUGCAAGUUCCCAAGGACACCAAGAGUGAGGAGAAGCGCAAGAUUAGCAUU